UCACCUGAGUAGUUUGCUAACAGAAGGCUGAUAGUAUCAGCAUUUGUAGAUGUUUGUAGACGUGUGCUGAGCUCCGCAGUCGUUCUAGAAACUUGAAAUCGCGUCAAGUGUGUCGCGUUACAGUUUGUAGAUGUAGCCAUCUUUGCUUUUAAAAGCUGAAAGGUAAUUCUCGGUGCAAAAGAUAAAAACGCCGAAUCAAAGAUGCCACCUGUUGGAGCACACUUCAACUCUAUCCAGCUGAGGCAAACAAAACUACCACCAUCACCCACUGAUGGGUCACCAGAAGAGGCUGGCGUCUCAGAUGUGAAUAAAAGGCCAGCACCAGUCAAACGUCCCCCCGCCACGUGGCCCAAGCCAUCGUCCCAUGCACGCCCAAAAUGUAUGCCUUCUGAGAAUACAGCCUCUGAGAAUACAGAAAGGAAACCGGAAGUUGGUACAAGCACCACACAACCUUCGUCAGCAGGCACAACGAUGGUGGCAUUUUUUGCGCCAGCAACGCCAGUGAUGACUCCAGACAUUGCAACAGCGUCAAAGAUGACACCAGAAGUAACAGAAGCGCCAACGACGACGCCAGACGUGACAGCAGCUCCAGUGAUGAUGUCAGACAUAAACAUAGCGCCUACGAUGACGCCAGACCUAACAGAAGCACCAAAGAUGUCAGUAGAAGUAACAGAAGAGCCAGUCGUAACUUCAGUUCCAGUGAUGACGCCUGACGUGACAGUAGUGCCAGUGAUGACGCCAGAGGUGACAGUAGUGCCAGUGAUAACGCCAGAGGUGACAGUAGUGCCAGACGUGACGCCAGAGGUGACAGUAGUGCCAGUCGUGACGCCAGACGUGACAGUAGUGCCAGUGAUAACGCCAGAGGUGACAGUAGUGCCAGACCUGACGCCAGACGUGACAGUAGUGCCAGUCGUGACGCCAGACGUGACAGUAGUGCCAGUGAUAACGCCAGAGGUGACAGUAGUGCCAGACGUGACGCCAGACGUGACAGUAGUGCCAGUGAUAACGCCAGAGGUGACAGUAGUGCCAGACGUGACGCCAGACGUGACAGUAGUGCCAGUCGUGACGCCAGACGUGACAGUAGUGCCAGUCAUGACGCCAGACCUGACAGUAGUGCCAGUCGUGGCGCCAGACGUGACAGUAGUGCCAGUGAUAACGCCAGAGGUGACAGUAGUGCCAGACCUGACGCCAGACGUGACAGUAGUGCCAGUCGUGACGCCAGACCUGACAGUAGUGCCAGUCGUGACGCCAGACCUGACAGUAGUGCCAGUCGUGACGCCAGAGGUGACAGUAGUGCCAGUCAUGACGCCAGACGUGACAGUAGUGCCAGUCGUGACGCCUGACGUGACAGUAGUGCCAGUCAUGACGCCAGAAGUAGUAGCAGUGCCAGUAAUGAAGCCAUCAGGAACAGCUGCACCUUGUAACCUGGACGAUUUAUCGGUGUGUUCAACAGACGUCCAGACGUCCACACCACAUCAGCAUCGGCAAUAA
This is a messenger RNA of Pomacea canaliculata, 1491 nucleotides long. RefSeq names its product anti-sigma-I factor RsgI2-like. The transcript has 2 exons. The record is from RefSeq and is a predicted model, not a curated record. The coding region runs from base 202 to 1491 and encodes 429 amino acids. NCBI's taxonomy places the organism in Eukaryota, Metazoa, Mollusca, Gastropoda, Architaenioglossa, Ampullariidae.